Molecule: messenger RNA, 432 nt
Organism: Blepharisma stoltei
Lineage: Eukaryota; Ciliophora; Heterotrichea; Heterotrichida; Blepharismidae
Source: the annotation of a GenBank genome assembly
AUGAGUCAGCCAAAUAUUUUGAAUGCUAUUCUGAGCCGAGCCAACAAUCAAAAUGAAUUUCAAUUGAGUUGUCCCCAACGAUAUAUCCCUGACCAGAACGAGACCUACGAAAGCAAAGUAAAAAUGUACCUGCGAUUCCAUGAAGAUUUUGAACGUAAUGAGAAGUGGCCAAGUGGGAUUUCAACACAUCGGAUUAAUUCAUUUACCCAGCACAGAGCAAGAGAAUUUGAAUAUGAGAUUGAAGACAGCAGUCCUACUUAUUUAUUGUUGAGGAAAAGCCGUAUAACUUGCCCCAUUUGUAUGAUUGACAUCAAGAGAGAAGAAAUGGUGAGAACACUGACGUGCGGCCACGUUUAUCAUAAAGCGUGCAUCGAUAUUUGGCUUAAGCAAAAUGCAAGGUGUCCUAUUGAUAGGAAGUCAAUGUUAGAAUAA